Phytophthora nicotianae INRA-310 is the source of this 804-nucleotide messenger RNA. RefSeq lists its product as hypothetical. The transcript is spliced from 2 exons. The record is from RefSeq and is a predicted model, not a curated record. Bases 1 to 804 code for a protein of 267 amino acids. Lineage: Eukaryota; Oomycota; Peronosporomycetes; Peronosporales; Peronosporaceae.
AUGAAGCGCAAGAACUGUCGCCUUCGUACCUUGAAUGACAACUACGAGCGUCGCUUGAGGGUGGCCGAUACCACGAUCGCAACCCAUACAGCUGAGCUUGGCCGCUUGCAAGAUCGGGUAUCGACACUGGAUCGGGAUCUCCAGAAGGCUUCUCAGCGUGCUCAGGCGGCGACUUCUCAACGCGAUCAGGCCAGGGCGGCUCACAUCGCUACCCAGGAUCGUGCUUCAGCGGCUCGAGACACUAUCGCGCGGCUGGAAAAACGGAUUGACCAAGUCGAGAGGUCUCAGAAGUCACGUCAGGAUCUCGAGUCCGCGCUCGCCAAGCUUCAGCAAGAGAAAGAUGCUCUGGCAGUCCAAAGAGAUGAGUUGCUCGGCCAGCGUUUCAUGGAAGUCACCGAUCUACGGGCCGAACGGGACCAGGCGCAGAAGAGGUUGUCCAGCAUUGCGUCCCUUCUCCCUUCCGCGCCGGGCCACAAGCGAACACGCUCCGAGUCCGAGUCUCCACCCCAGUCUGCCCGUGUCUCCAAGGCCGCUCGAUCGACUUCAAGUCUUUCCCAGGCUGGCACUUCGAGUCAUGCCCCUGUGUCUAGGUCCUCGAUCGAGCUUCUGUCUGCCGCGGCUGUCGGCCAGAAAGCUACACGGCCGGUGUCAUCUCCUUCAUCCGCUGGUCCUCCUAAUCAUCUCCCUCGAUCUGUUCGAUCGGCUGCUAAGAGUGGCAGCGGAGGUGCUUCGUCGCCCCCUGCAGCUUCUGAGGCAAAAGGGCGUUCUGAUGGUGGCGAGAGCUCUUCCGGCAAAUCCGGUUAA